UCUAUCUGUGUGUCUGUGUGUUUGUCUGUCUGUGUGUUUGUCUCUGUGUGUCUGUUUGUUUGUUUGUCUGUCUGUGUAUCUGUGUGUCUAUGUGUCUGUUUGUCUGUCUGUUUGUCUGUCUGUCUGUCUACAUGUCUGUCUGGGUCUCUUCUAAUUUUCUUUCUUUAAGUAACGUGUCUCUUCAUCUGCAUGUAUUUCGCAUGUCUGAAUUAUUUUCUUCAGGCAAUAAUGGUGAGGCUUACUUCCAGCUUGUUAGCAGUCUUCAAGGUCUCUUCACACCCGAAGAUAUGAACAACAGCCAAGUUUCACCCAAAAUGCGUUUCCGUUCCUACUCAGUCGGCAGCAGCUCCCACAAACCAUGCAGUCCACAAUUAUCACGACACCAGGAAAGGAUCAAGGACAAAGCGCCGCCUCCAUUGCCACUCAAGCAGUCGAAAAGUACGAGCAGCGUUUCUGUGAGUCAUCGUCAGGAAACGGAACCGAUUCCCGUCCGUUCUCCACGUCAAGCGUACGUUCAGUUAGAUCUCUCCGAUCCAAGUCGAAUCAUCGUUUCUGACUUGACGACGAUUGAAACUCCGGGGUUUCUUUCACCGACAAAACGAGACGACUACAUCGCGUUUGAUCCUAGAAACCCAUUGCAACUGUUAGGAUCAGUGGAAGAGCACAGUGAAGACAAUCCACCAGCAAUUGUUGGGCCCACACAAAGGCCUCCACUUUUUUCUAACGAUACAUUCUACUCGACAUUUUCUACUAUGGAUGACUCUUCGUAUGACCCCGAUAUGUCCAUUUCACCGCUCGAAUUCGAAGGAACAGAAUCAAUAUAUGAAAUCCCAAUAGAACAGCUACUGAGGAAGAAACAGUUGGAACAACAAGCAGAGCAACAGAAGAAACUUGAGGCGAACUCUGAUGCUCCUCCGUUGCCAGAACGAUCGUCUACGCGGAUAGAGAGAUUCAGAAUGGAGUCUCUGGCCAUCCCUCAUAGUAGAUCUCAGUCGCCGCCGCCUUUACCGAAGCACAGACAUCCGUCUUGGGUCAGUCGAAUCUAUAACGUAGCGGCCACGAGCAUCCAGACGUCUCCAGCUCCCGUGUCACAAUGCACACUUGAGCCUGUAAAGUUUACAACGUUGAGUCGUAAGGGCAGUAAUAUUUACAAGAACAUGGACAAGUCGGCACCUGUGUUUGCAACCCUGAAAGGGCAUGCAGCUCAGCUUCGUGGAACACCAUUCACUGGAGAGUCCACAGACUCCUCAGAUCAUGAAACUGACCAACCUCUCUUCUCUCCACCUCCCGUAUCAGAUCGCAUCUCAUCAGGCGACUAUGAAGUCCCACCAGAUGCACACGAACUAAACAAAGCCGCCGCCACUGUCAGACUCCCAGACCAGCAAGGACAGCCUCAGUUAUCAGAAGAAUUGCUUCGAACUCACAGUCUAAGUCGAGAUGAACUUGAAAAGAGUGGAUAUCUCACAAAACUCGGCACCAAAGUAAAGAACUGGAAACGUUACUGGUUUGUGUUGAGUGCCAACAAGCUGACGUAUUACCGAACACCGAGUGAAGUGGGAAGGAAGAAGCCUCGUGGUGUCAUAGAACUCAAUAGUUUCUGUCGUCUUUCACAGUCAGAGGGUGCACACACAUUCCAGAUUGCCACCGAUAAACGGACUUAUUAUCUUACUGCCGAGACUGCAUCAACACUGCAGCAAUGGUUAAAAGUUCUUCAGAAUGUGUUACAGAAGAGUGUGACGCGCCCUCGAGCUGUUGACAAGUCGCCAGACAAAGUUCUAGUUAAAGGAUGGCUGACAAAGGUGAAACGUGGUCGAGCAAAGAAGUGUUGGUGUCUUCUAACAGCAACUGUUCUUUCCUACUACAAGAAACAGUCUGAUAAAUCUCCUAUUGGUCAGAUUGACUUGAAAGGUUGUACAGUGUUGGAUGCAGAUGAAAUUCAGGACUCUGGUUCGGACACUGAAGACAACAUGUCUGUCUCAAGCAAACAGACGCCGAGUGAUUUUGCAAUUCAGGUGGAGAGUAAUGUGGCAGGGACAAUGUAUUUCAUUAUGUCAAGUAGACAGGAGAAGGAUAUCUGGCUCUACCAUUUGUCUGUUGCUUCUGGUUUGUCACAAACACGAACAGGAACCGAGACGGAGAAACUGAUUGCUAGUUUGAUGCGAGUUGAUGGCAGUCCAGAAAGUAGAUUUUGGAAUCACUCGAUUCUCUGCCAUUCGAAAGAUGCUAUCACUAAACCAUUAACGAGUUUACCAUAUCCAAGCUUAGAGGUUGAAGCAGUCCAAAUGUUUAAGUCAAUCCAGCUGUUCACUACAAUCUCCAUCAAUUUUUCUGCUAUUGAGUAUCACAUCAACCUUGCACAAGCAGCCAUCAGUGGUUGUGUUGCUAAGCAGGAGCUUCAGAGUGAACUCUAUUGUCAGUUGAUCAGACAGACUAACCAGCAUCCAGAGCCAGACAGUAGCGAGGCAAUACAGUGUUGGAUGUUGCUUGCUUUGUGCUGUCCUAUCUUCCUGCCUCAACAGAAGUAUCUCUGGUACUUCAAGCAUUAUCUUCAGAGACAUGCCAGCAUGAGACCCAUUGCUGUUCGAUAUGCCGUGUAUUGCCAACGAUGCGUUGAAAGGGCGGAGGUGAAUGGUCCACGAGAAAGCAGACCAUCACGAAUGGAGGUUUUGUCUGUGUUGUUGGGUGAUGCUGUCAAACAUGCUAGUCCUCUUAGUAUUCCUGUCCAUUUGCCAAGUCAACGAUAUCAAGUUGUGAGCUUUGAUGGUUCAACACUGGUCAAGGAGCUGAAUGGCAGACUUAGUCAGGAACUGGGAAUGAGAGAUCCGUUGGUCACUGGAUUUGCCCUGUUGACUGACGAUCCCCUCAUGCCUGAUGUCGAGCAUUGUUUGGAACCAGAUGUAAAGGUUUGUGAUGCUAUUUCUCUUUGGGAGCUGACAGCUCGUGAUGGCAACCAAGGAAAAGUCGAUCCAUCGAAAACAAUCAAGAUCAUGUUCAAGAACAGGCUUUACUUCAAGAAUAUGGUGAGAGGAGAGACCGAGAGAGAACGGUUAUUGAUAUUAUACCAGGCGUUGGAAACAAUAAUUAAUGGUCACUUUCCUAUCAACAAAGAUCUUGCUAUUGAGCUUGGUGCACUAAUGUUACAAAUUGAGUUUGGUGAUCAUCAUCCUGUAGGUGGUAGUAUAGGUAUAGCCCAAGAGAUUUAUGUACGAGUGGAGCAUGCACUGGCCAAGUUCUUACCAUCGAAGAUGAUCAAAGAUUUGACAUUUGAAGAGAGACGGCAAAUAUCCUCUCAGCUAACUGAGAAAUGGGCUGCACUGAGGGGUCGUCAACCUGCUGACUGUGCUAGAGUCUAUCUUAAUGUCUGUCGUCGUUGGCCCUUUUUUGGAGCAAGACUCUUCCCUUGCAAGCGGAAAUCAGACUAUGUCCAGGUAUGGUUGGCUGUACAAGAGGACUCGAUUAGCACACUUGAUCUAUCAACCUUGCGUCUAGUGCAUCGUUAUCCCUACGAGUCGGUAGUCACAUUCGGCGGUCACAAGGACGACUUCAUGGUCGUCGUCAAGCAGAGCUCAGCUCUCGCAUUCAGUCCUCACCAGUUGCAACUCGGUACAGAGAAACUCCUAUUUGCAAUGAGACCGGGACUGGUAACAGAAGUCACCAAUCUCAUUGCCAGCUACAUCAAUGCGAUUAAAGUCCGGCAGAGCUUUGGGUACGCGCCAGAGCCAGCGUCGCAGACGGCAUCAAGCACGGAAGCAUUGCCGCGACACCAAGCAGUGCCAAAACAACACGCCACUAACGCUCAUCAAUUCGCGUCUGCUUACGAACUAGGAUGGAACCAUCCGAGCGAAUCGGACUCACUCGGUAUGCGUCGAUGGGAGAGGAAAGUCGAGCUCAAUGUAGCUUUACCUUCAUCACAAGUCAACGGGCAAGUACCAGAUGCCACCAGCGGCGUUAAUUAACUCUAAGAGACACGAGAUGCAUAUGCAUGAUACCGUACUGUGAUACCGUACUGUAAGCUUCGUGUCACAUGUGAGUGGCAGAUUGCUAGUUACGGUGUAGUAACUUGUUGUAUAGAAUAUUUAUGACAGACUGGCA
Molecule: messenger RNA, 4092 nt
Organism: Corticium candelabrum
Lineage: Eukaryota; Metazoa; Porifera; Homoscleromorpha; Homosclerophorida; Plakinidae
Product: pleckstrin homology domain-containing family H member 2-like
Exons: 25
Coding region: 90-3956 (1288 amino acids)
Cellular component (GO): cytoskeleton
Source: RefSeq, a predicted model, not a curated record